CUCGGACUGCGAGAAGAGAUUUAUUCAGAGCUCCAGCCUCCUUGCUCACGAGAGGAUCCACCGGGGAGAGAAACCUUACAGCUGCACAGCUUGCGGGAAAGGCUUCGUCCAGAAAUCUAACCUUCUGAUUCACGAGAUGAAACACACCGGUUUGAAGCCGUUCAAGUGUCAGGACUGCGGGAAAGGUUUCAUUCAGAAUUCAAGCCUCGUCAUACAUCGGAGAAUCCACACGGGGGAGAAACCGUACAGUUGCUCGCACUGCCGGAGACCUUUCAGCGACAAGUCGAGCCUUAACAAGCACGAGCGGGCCCACCGAGGGGACAAACCGUACAAGUGUUCCAGCUGCGGGAAAAGCUUCGUGCGGAGGUCUCACCUCUUGACUCACGAAAGGAUCCACACAGGCGUGAAGCCGUUCAAGUGCUCGGACUGCGGGAAGAGCUUCAGUAGCAGGUCACAUUUGAUCAGGCACGAAGGGACGCACACGGGGGAGAAGCCCUACGAUUGCUCAUUCUGCGGGAAGAGCUUCAACCGGAAGUCCAACCUGACCAACCACGAGAGGACCCACACGGGGGAGAAGCCUUACAAGUGCUCCGAUUGCGGGAAAAGCUUCAGCGACAGGUCCAGCCUGAUUAAGCACGAGCGGAUCCACACCGGGGAGAAGCCGUACAGUUGCGGGUCCUGCGAGAAGAGCUUCAGCGACAAAUCGAGCCUUAUCAGGCACGAGCGGAUCCAUACAGAGGAGAAGCCAUACAAAUGUGCUGAUUGCGGGAAAGGAUUCAACCAGAGCUCGAGUCUCAUUGUGCACGAGAGAACCCACACGGGCGAGAAACCCUUCAACUGUAACGAAUGUGGGAAGACGUUCGCUCAGGCUUCCAACCUCCUGGCCCAUAAGCGGAUCCACACGGGCGAGAAGCCCUAUAGGUGCGUCCACUGUGGGAAAAGCUUCACCGAAAGGUCGAAUCGUAACCGGCACCAGAGGACUCAUUCGGGAGAAAAGCCCUACCAUUGUCUCGACUGCGGAAAGAGCUUCAGCUUCAGGUCCGACCUCAUCCGACACGGGAUCACCCAUACGGGAGAAAGGCCGUACAAAUGCUCGGACUGUGGGAAAACCUUCAGCCAUGCCUCGACGCUCAUUCGGCAUGAGAACAUCCACACGGGGGAGAAACCCUACUCCUGCGUGGACUGCGGGAAAUGCUUCACCCAAAGUUCAUCUCUCCUGGCGCAUAAGCGGCUGCAUACCGGAGAGACGCCAUUCAUCUGCCCCGUCUGUGGAGAAAGCUUCAACUGGAAGUCGCAUCUGGUGACGCACAAGCGAACCCACACAGGGGAAAGGCCGUAUAAAUGCACCAAGUGUGAGAAGAGCUUCAUCGAGAAAUCCAAACUGAACAGGCACCAGAGGACCCACGCGGAGAAGGAACUGUAUGGGUGUGGGGAGUGCGGGAGGAUCUUCAGCAUCCGAUCCAACCUGCUUCGGCACGAGACCACACACCGAGGGGUGAAAUCCUACCCCUGCCUGAGCUGUGGGAAAAGUUUCAACCAGUCGUCGAAACUGAUGCGGCACGAAAAGGUCCACACCGGAGAGAAGCCCUACUCCUGUUCAGACUGCGGGAAAAGUUUCAGCCAGACCUCCGAACUCCUGCGGCACGAAAGGAUCCACACCGGAGAGAAGCCGUACAAAUGCUCGUCCUGCGGGAAGUGCUUCAAUCGCAAAUCACACCUCAGCACCCACGAGGCAACCCACGUAGCUGACCUGCCAGCUGGAGGGCUCCAUAGCAGGACAGUCUAUGACAGCAGCUCACUCUUUAUUGCAGGGCUGAGUUCCCACCAGCAGACCUACGCAGAGGGCCAGGCCUAUCCGGGCUCAGAAAAUGAAAAAGACUACAGCCAUAGUUCGAUUUUUAUCGCAGGGCUGAAUCCCAGCAGGCCUACACACGUAGAUGACCAGCUCUAUGAAUGGCCCAGCAGCAAGACAAGCUACGGCCAUUGUUCACUCCUCAUCACUGGAGUCAAUCCACAAGAAGGCGCCCAAGCAGAAGAAGCCCUGUUUCCAUGUUUGGAUAGAGAGACCAGCUACACUUGUAGCCCGUUGUUUAAAAGCAUCAUGAACACACGGCAGGUCGUCCUUUCAGGAGGCCGACCUAUUGCCUGCCUGGACCGCGAGAAAAACUACAGCGACCCUUCGCUUUUCCAGAAGGAGGAGAAACUGUUUAAAUGUCUCGAAUGUGGAAAGAGUUUCAACUGGCAGUCUCACUUCACUCGGCACAAAAGAAUUCACACGGGAGAAAAGCCAUACUGUUGCACGGACUGUGGGAAAAGUUUCAACCGCAGGUCACACCUUGUUCGACAUAGCAGGACUCACAACGGACUGAGCCUGUACUCUCAGACUGUGGAAGAAUCCUCAGUCCAGGACCUUAUUUUCUUAAACCCAAGCGAAUCAAUGCAGGAGAAAACUGUGAUUAACACACAGGCUGUGGGGGCUUCCUUUAUGGCUCGCACGAGGUUACCGCCUGGAAACGUCACAAUCCUGCCUGCUGAAACCACUCAGGAAUAAAUCUUGUGAAGGUUCAGUGCAGGAUGUAUUACUC
This is a messenger RNA of Pseudonaja textilis, 2585 nucleotides long. The record is from RefSeq and is a predicted model, not a curated record. Lineage: Eukaryota; Metazoa; Chordata; Lepidosauria; Squamata; Elapidae.